ACGCGGGUCAUCAAAACAGGGCUUUACGGAGAGGUCUUCUGGUUUAAUCCACUUUGACAUCAGUUUGAGAAGCCUGUUUACAUUCCUCCCGUACAGCUAAUGAGAGACAAAACACAAACCAUACAAGAAUGGCAGAGACUCAUGGUUUGAUGGAGAGAUUGGAGAAAGCAGUGACUCGACUCGAAUCAUUAUUUUCCAAUUCACAUAGGUCUGGUGGAAUGGAGUGUGAUGGCAUCAAUGGAGUCAAUGGAAGCAUAGCACCAUAUGUUGAAGCCUUUGAUAGGCUGCUGAAUGGAAGUGUUGCAGAGUUUCUCAGGUACAGCAAGAUUCUUGAAGGUGACGUGAAGACACAUGCAGAGAUGGUACGUGCUGCUUUCCAAGCGCAGAGAUCUUUCCUGGUGUUGGCAUCUCAGUGUCAAGAGCCUCAAGAGAAUGAGGUGGCAAUGCUUCUCAAGCCAAUAUCAGAGAAGAUUCAAGAAAUCCAGAACUUCAGAGAAAGGAACAGAGGAAGUAAAAUGUUCAACCACCUGUCAGCCGUCAGUGAGAGCAUACCUGCCCUUGGGUGGAUAGCAGUGUCUCCUAAACCAGGCCCUUAUGUCAAGGAGAUGAAUGAUGCUGCUACCUUUUAUACUAACAGGGUAUUAAAGGACUACAAGAACAGUGACACACGCCAUGUUGAUUGGGUAAAGUCAUAUCUGAACAUCUGGUCUGAGCUUCAAGCUUAUAUCAAAGAGCAUCAUACCACAGGUCUCACCUGGAGUAAAACUGGUCCUGUCGCAUCAUCCAUGUCUAUGCGAUCUGUUCUAACAAGCGGGUCGUGCCUUUCCCCGCCCCCGCCGCCGCCGCCACCGCCCCCGGGACCGCCUCCCAUCUUUGAUACAGAAACCGCCAAGGACGAAGGAACUGCGGCUCGCUCAGCCCUGUUUGCACAGCUUAACCAGGGAGAGGCAAUCACCAAAGGGCUUCGACAUGUCUCUGAUGACCAGAAGACUCACAAGAACCCCAGCCUACGUGCCCAAGGUCCAUCUGUUCGUUCUCCAACAAAAAGCCAUACUCCAAGUCCCACCUCUCCCAAAAAUUCCCCACAGCAGAGCCAUGCCCCUGUCUUGGAGCUAGAGGGAAAGAAGUGGAGAGUGGAAUAUCAAGAGGAUAAGAAUGACCUGGUCAUUAACAACACUGAACUCAAGCAAGUGGCCUACAUUUUCAAGUGUAACAAAUCUACACUUCAGAUAAAAGGAAAAAUCAACUCAAUUACUAUUGACAACUGUAAAAAGUUUGGCCUUGUGUUUGACAAUGUUGUGGGAAUCGUGGAAGUGAUCAACUCCAGGGAUAUUCAGAUUCAGGUGAUGGGGAAAGUGCCAACCAUUUCUAUUAACAAAACAGAAGGCUGCCACAUCUACCUCAGUGAGGAAUCAUUAGAUUGUGAGAUUGUGAGUGCCAAGUCAUCCGAGAUGAACAUUCUCAUCCCCCAAGAUGGUGAUUAUAAAGAAUUUCCGGUUCCUGAACAGUUCAAGACAGCAUGGGAUGGAUCGAAGUUGGUCACUGAACCUGCAGAGAUUGUGGGUUAAUUUCCUAGCGCCAUACAGCACUUGCUGACCGCGGCCAGACCGCAGCCAGCACGUACAAAGCAGUAAUGUAAAGAACUAGAAGUAGCAGGAGUUCACACUGCUGUGAUAGGCCUUCAAGCAUUAGCUCUGCAUGCUAGAAACAAUAACACAUCUGGCACCCUUCUGUUAAGCACCCCGGUGCUUUUCACGUUUCCACAGUUUGCCUUCACGUACAGUUUUAAUUCUAAAUGUGAAUGUAAUAGAUUAAAACUCCCCACCCCUCAGUCACAUCAUUGGUUUGAGACACUGUAUACAUGAAACCCAAAUACUGCAUGAUACACUUUUUUUACCAUCUUGCUUCAGUGCAUUCCUUUUUGUGUUUCUGCUAAUCAAAAAACAGCAUUAAGACUUUAAGCUGUUUAUUUUUACCUAUUAAGCAAUUCCUGUAUGAUGCAGUAAAAAUUACCCCAAGAAAGUAGGCAGUUCCUCAUAGUUCUGUGGCAAUCAUAAUGGGUUUUGUCUUAAAUGAGCAAAGAAGGACAGCUUUCAGCACAGCAAUACAUUUUGCUAACUGAAGAUUAAAAAAAAAUCUGAUAUUUUAAUCAAACACUUUUCUAAUAUGUGUAUUUAGAAGAUCCCACAGUUUUCUGUGAGGAAAGAUUUUAUUAUGAUUCACAGACUUGCAUCAUCUGAGCUAAGACCUUGCAGCAAAUUAUUUGAAGGUAUUUUGUUCCUUGGCUUGAAGGUAUUUUUCUCCUUGGAUUUCUUUUUUCCUUUUUUUUUUUUUUUUGCUGACAUAGUCUCUCACUUUUUAAAAUUUCACAUUGUAUCUUGCAUACUAUACAGAAAACUGAGGGAGGCAUAUACAUCUGAUACCAGCUAGUUUUCCUUACUAAUAAAUUUCCUUUAAAAUAUUUCUAUUGUAGCUCAAAUUCAUUGAAAAUAUCUUCCUUUUUUUCCCCCCCAUAUUUUUAGGACUUACUCAAUUUCAAAUACGUCCACAAAGCAAAGCCAUAGAUUAUGCCAUACUAAUUCUGAGCCCAAAUAAAAGGGCAAUUUCCUGUUUAGACCUUUGACUGUACUUUAUAGUCCCUACUGUACAUGCUUUUUUAACGAAGGUGAAAUGUUGUAUACAUUUGUACUAUUUCAGCACAUAGUACAAAUAAAAUUUUAAACAUUUAAAAAGUUGGCUUAUGUUUUUGAACACUUGUAAUACUUUGUAUCAGUGAAAUCACAGUGAGAUGUUUGCAGAGCUAGUUACAAGCUAUAUUUUGUGCCUAAUUUACCUUGAAAGUACAUUAACUCUUGAGGGUUUUUAAGUAUAUCUUUGAUUGUAAACCCUAUACAAUACAACCAGUAGUGCUCAUUCCAUACAGUUUUGCUAUCUGAUGUUUAAUCUAUGUGUAUAAUGUGUUUGCUUUAAUAUAUACCAUUUUUUCAACAGUAAACUUCUUAUGAAAUAAAAAGGAAAAUGUACUUGUUUAAAAACAAA
This is a messenger RNA of Chiroxiphia lanceolata (lance-tailed manakin), 3039 nucleotides long. It is a transcript of the gene CAP2, whose product is annotated as cyclase associated actin cytoskeleton regulatory protein 2. The transcript is spliced from 14 exons. Gene Ontology annotation, cellular component: cytoplasm. NCBI's taxonomy places the organism in Eukaryota, Metazoa, Chordata, Aves, Passeriformes, Pipridae. The coding region runs from base 129 to 1568 and encodes 479 amino acids. The record is from RefSeq and is a predicted model, not a curated record. Gene Ontology annotation, biological process: cytoskeleton organization; cell morphogenesis; regulation of adenylate cyclase activity. Gene Ontology annotation, molecular function: actin binding; adenylate cyclase binding.